Messenger RNA from Aspergillus glaucus CBS 516.65, 1053 nucleotides. RefSeq names its product putative 1-aminocyclopropane-1-carboxylate deaminase. Gene Ontology annotation, molecular function: 1-aminocyclopropane-1-carboxylate deaminase activity; D-cysteine desulfhydrase activity; pyridoxal phosphate binding. The record is from RefSeq and is a predicted model, not a curated record. Lineage: Eukaryota; Fungi; Ascomycota; Eurotiomycetes; Eurotiales; Aspergillaceae. Bases 1 to 1053 code for a protein of 350 amino acids. Gene Ontology annotation, biological process: amine catabolic process. The transcript has a single exon.
AUGGAACUACAACUCCCAUCCCCCCUCUCCUCAAUCCCCCGAACCCCCCUCCUCCUCGGCCCCUCCCCAAUCCACCCCCUCCCCCGCAUCUCACUCGACCUAGGUGGCGCUGCAACAAUCUACGCCAAACGCGACGACCUCAACUCCGCCUACGCCCACGGCGGCAAUAAAACCCGCAAACUCGAGUAUCUCCUCGCCGACGCCCUGUCCCACUCAGCAGAUACACUCGUGUCUAUCGGCGGCGUGCAGAGUAAUCAUACGAGACAGGUUGCUGCGGUCGCUGCUAGAUCUGGAUUGAAAGCUGCGCUCGUGCAGGAGAAGUGGGUUGAUUGGGAGGACCAGGGUUAUGAAUCUGUGGGGAAUAUUCAGUUGAGUCGGCUUAUGGGUGCUGAUAUUAGACUUGAGCGCGAGGAGGGGUUUGGUAUUCAACAUAAAGGGACUGUUAAGGGGGUUACUGAGGAGAUUGAGAAAAAUGGUGGGAAGCCGUAUUAUAUUCCUGCCGGGGCGUCGGAUCAUCCGCUUGGUGGGCUUGGUUUCGCGCGGUGGGCGUUUGAAGUGAGGCAGCAGGAGAGGGAGAUGGGUGUUGAGUUCGGGACUGUGAUUGUGUGUGCGGUGACGGGGUCGACGUUUGCCGGGAUGAUUGCUGGUUUCAAGCUGGUUGAGAAGCUUGAGCCUGGGUUGGCGAAGAAGAAGGUCAUCGGGAUUGAUGGGUCUGCGACGCCGGAGCAGACCAAGGCGCAGGUGUUGAGGAUUGCGAGGAAUACUGCGGUCAAGAUUGGCUUGGAGGAGGGGGAUAUUACCGAGGAGGAUGUUAUUCUGGACGAGCGGUAUCAUGCGGGGACUUAUGGGAUUCCGGAUAAGCAGACUUGGGAGGCUAUGGAGUAUGCUGCUCGGAUGGAGGCGUUUAUCACGGACCCUGUCUACGAGGGUAAGAGUUUCGCGGGUAUGGUGGAUAUGAUCCGGAAGGGCGAGAUCCAGGGCAAUGUUUUGUAUGCUCAUCUGGGUGGGCAGUUGGCUUUGAACGCUUACUCCCAGUUGGGUCAGACUAAGUAG